Kwoniella botswanensis is the source of this 1167-nucleotide messenger RNA. RefSeq lists its product as uncharacterized. The record is from RefSeq and is a predicted model, not a curated record. The coding region runs from base 1 to 1167 and encodes 388 amino acids. NCBI's taxonomy places the organism in Eukaryota, Fungi, Basidiomycota, Tremellomycetes, Tremellales, Cryptococcaceae. The transcript has 2 exons.
AUGACAAAAAGAAAAGUCCAGAUUCAACUUGAAUGUCCAGACAAUUUCGGCUCGCCUUUCCCCGUCGCCGUGCUUCGCAGGAUAUUCACCCAUCUUCUUUACAUCCAUCGUUCAGCUCUGGCUAUAUGCUGUCGAGUGUCCAGAUCGUUCUCGCAAAUCGCCUCGCCUAUUCUUUACUCUCGAAUCGGAAUUUCGUCCAUCCCCGAAAGGGAUUCUAGAGCGGAUCACUCCCUGGACAGACUGACCGUCAAUGGUAGGGAGAAACCAACCACUCGCAAGAAGAAAUCACUCAAAUGUGCCAGAUACGUCACGGUCGAUGCACACGACUCUUCGAUUUUGUGCGGUAUUGGUAGAAGCAAGAAGCUAUCCUUCCCAGAAUUGGAAGUAUUAACUUUAUGUCUGACUAUUGAUUCCACCGGACCGAUCUUGCAUAAAGACCCAAUCGUACACCCGCCAAAACGAAAACAACAAGAAUGUUCCCUUCUGAAACGUAUAACUCCGACCCCCAAGAAAUUAGUGAUAGAUGGUGCGAAUAUGACUAGUAUCACUGCCUAUCCUUUAGGUUUUCCUAAAAGCGUCUACGACAACCUGGAAGAAAUCACUUUCAUCUGUCCACCUAUCUACUAUCUACCUGACCCUUCUGUAGGUGGUUUCCCAAAUUGGUCCGAUUUACCUUUGAAGAAAGUAAACUGGAUGUUCUUCACCAAAGAUGAUGAUCAUUACUGGACUCUAGGACGGCACCAUCUGAAUCCUAACAAGCAAAAAUAUGGGAGCGGUAGGUUCACCAACGAAUAUUGGUCAUUUGGGAAUUUUCUGUUAUCUUUCCCGACCAACAUCGAGAUCAAUAUCAUCAACUUUGGCUCCAUCCAUCCUUACACCGUUGGAUCAGUCUACCUCGAUAAGCAGUAUAAUCAAAAUCUGUUCGCCAAUGAGGUCAGACAGGGUAUGUUCGCCGAGGUACAAUCAAGAGCCAGAAGACACGGGCCAGUACAAAAUGGCAAGUACACCGAGGAGGAUCUCAAGACAAAUCUGGACGUCGAAUUGGCGAAAGCGCAAGAAAGAUGGAACACCAUACGAUGGGUGGGAAUGAAAGAAUAUUUGAGAAAUAAUGAUUGGGAAGGUGAAUUGGAACCGGAUGAAGUUAGAGUUUGGCUUAAUUCGAAAUGA